AUGGGGCUUGCGUAUGGCGUUGUGUGCAGUGCCGUCUCUGGGUUGGGAGAGGAACAGAGGAAGAGAAAGAGUCAGUGCGUUGAGCGUGUGCGUCACAAGAUAAUGGAAGGUGACCGGAAGCGGUUCAAGCCGCGCCUUGAGCGGCGGAACGCCAUGAAGAACAUCGAUUACCCGGUGAAGGAGGAUGAAGACACUGAUAUCGACAUAGACAUAGGUCGUUUGAAUCAAAGGAGUUUCCGAGUGAAAGGAAUCGACGGCGAAUUCGACCGAAUCUUUCGGAGCCUGGGCCUGUCUGGGCCUGAGGACUUUGCCAUCCCAGCUGCGGCUUGGGAAGAGGCCCAGGCCCUUAAGGCCCGCAGCACCGUCAACCUUCAACUCGAACCGUUACAAAGUAAAAAACAGAGAGAGGAGGGAAUAAAGGGCGUUAGGCCUCCCGUUUUGGAACCGCCGCAGGUUGCCUCUGCUUGGAACUCCCAGCAACACGCGGAGAGGGACCCACUUUCUUAUUCCGUAUCACGUGACGAUGAUAUUGACGUUGUUGUUGAAGCUGAAAUUGAAGAGGUUUCUGCUUUGGUUGAGAACGACUCGUUUGAUAUUCAUAAUCUUUCGCCGAAUGGAAACGGGUAUUUCCAGUCGUGGCAAAAGGGCGAGAUCUUGGGACGGGGCUCCUUCGGAACUGUUUACGAAGGCUUCACCCAUGAUGGGAACUUUUUUGCUGUAAAGGAGGUGUCUUUACUGGACGACGGAAGCCAGGGCAAACAAAGUAUUUUCCAACUUCAGCAGGAAAUCUCUCUUUUGAGUCAGUUCCGACACGACAACAUUGUUCGAUAUCUUGGCACUGACAAGGAUAAUGAUAAACUGUAUAUCUUCCUUGAGCUUGUAACAAAAGGAUCAUUGGCAAGUCUCUAUCAAAAAUAUCGUUUAGGGGACUCUCAAGUUUCUGCAUACACAAGACAGAUUUUGAGUGGCUUGAAGUAUCUUCAUGAUCGUAAUGUGGUUCACAGGGACAUCAAGUGUGCCAAUAUAUUGGUUGAUGCAAAUGGGUCCGUCAAGCUUGCAGAUUUUGGAUUGGCGAAGGCAACCAAGUUGAAUGAUGUUAAAUCAAGUAAAGGCUCCCCGUACUGGAUGGCCCCUGAGGUUGUUAACUUGAGAAACCGUGGAUACGGACUUGCGGCCGACAUAUGGAGCUUAGGAUGUACAGUCUUAGAGAUGUUGACAAGACAACCUCCUUACUCUCAUUUGGAAGGAAUGCAAGCACUAUUUCGAAUUGGCAGCGGUCAACCUCCACCUGUUCCAGAAUCUUUGUCAAGAGAUGCCCGAGAUUUCAUUCUUAAAUGCUUACAAGUUAACCCAAACAAACGGCCAACUGCUGCUCGACUAUUGGAACAUCCAUUUGUAAAGAGACCACUUUUAUCUCCCAUAAGUCCUGUUUCUCCGAGUAUUAAUCUUUUACUGUCUUAA
This is a messenger RNA of Sphenostylis stenocarpa, 1461 nucleotides long. Lineage: Eukaryota; Viridiplantae; Streptophyta; Magnoliopsida; Fabales; Fabaceae. The record is from the annotation of a GenBank genome assembly.